Molecule: messenger RNA, 1362 nt
Organism: Leishmania braziliensis MHOM/BR/75/M2904
Lineage: Eukaryota; Euglenozoa; Kinetoplastea; Trypanosomatida; Trypanosomatidae
Source: the annotation of a RefSeq genome assembly
AUGCAUGGUGCGCCGAGCAUUGGACCCCCGUUCUUGAGCGUCAGCAAAGCGACAGUAAGGACGGCGGUGCAGCUCUGGAGCACUGGCACCAAAACAAUGGCAUUGCGGAGACUUUACACACACGGCGUCUACUUCCUUGCCAGGGGUCAUCAGCGGCAUCAGUCUACCCUGCUGCCGCGACAGCACCGGCUGAGGGAGCUGCCAACGCCGUACCUGCGGCGGUGACGCGGCUAAUGAUGGGUCAGUAUCGCGCCUACUGCGGUGCAUUCCUCUUUACCCAGGAGCAACUGGAGUUCCUUGAUGUGACUUUGCGGUGAACGCCGAUUGGAUCGGCGCGGCAGGUGGCCAUCAAGGCUGCCUUGAUGGCCCGCUGACACUGCGCCAUCGGUACGUUAAGUGCUCACGAGAGCACCUCUAUCGGUGGUGGUGGUGGCGACGGCGAGGAGGUGACGUUGGGUUUUGCACUGAGGAAGUCCAUCUCGUAGCGGCUGUAGCCGAUGUAAGGGCGAUUGUUCAUGACUGGGUAGCGUAAGAUGCAGGGUGUGUGUGUGUGUGCUUGAGGAGUCGGCAACAGCGGCAGCGUUGUUCAACCACGGUGAUGGCUUACCGCGACGCACAGCUCUCCUUGGGGAUGUUGGCUGGCUGCUGGCGGGUGUGAGUUGCGCCUUGAAUGGUGUACCUGGCGGCCCGUCAGCAGUGUGAAGGUACGGUGUGCCGCGGCUCGCGCUGCCUGUGACGGCGGCGGGGCGACGCCUCAAACACGUCACUUCACUUUCGCGUACUUCGUUGCUGCUCAGCACUACGCAGCUACAGCUGCUGCGCCCAUGUCUCCCAGGGUGCCAGUUCAGCACGAAGGCUCUGUCACUGCAGUGCCAGGGCUCUCACGCUCUGUUUUAGUGUAUGCCCACUACCAUUGUAAGGAUGUCGAGCGUCGCCUUGCGCGGCUGCACGGCUGACUGGAGCUGCUGCGCCCAUGCCCCAACGGCCCUCAUAGCAAAUGAACAGCAUGUGGCGGUGCGGCUGUAUGUGCUGAUGCGACAGGUAGAGGAGAUGCAUAGAUACACGCAUGGAAGAACGACCCAGCUCAGCGAGGCACGGCGACGGGCAAUGGAAGCGACGUACCAGGCAGGCAGUGCGAUUAUAUCUUGUCCUGCUGAAACAGCGUCUGACGGCAUUGACCAGGAUGGAAAAUGGGCAGCCGUCGGACAUCAGCGUACUUAUGGACGUGCACAGCCAUCGAGCGCGUCGUUCUCUGCGAGUGGAGCGGCAGUGCAGUGGCGACGCUGUUUCUCUUCCUCGCAGAACCCUCCCAGCACGUGUACCUCACCUGCGUGGAGAGUGCACCCCAUCACGAAGCCCUGA